GGUCUCUCUUUAUUUUAUAUAUAAAAAAGAUAUAAGAAGAAGACUCGUGGGGAGAAAAAUUAGGGUUUUUAUUUCCUUUCUCGCAUAGUCUCUGUCUCGAUUGUUGCCGAUCGAGCGAUGGAAAGAUCCGAUCCUCCUUCACCGAAGCGUCAGAAGACGGAGGAGGAAACGACCUGCUAUAACGGCCGUCCGGAGGAUUUCGAUUCCGACGAGUGCUCCGACGAGGAGAUGCACCUGUUCGACCAAGAGUUGGAUAGGAUCGGCGGGGGUUAUGAAAUCGACUUCAAGAAAUUUCGCUACUGUUUUGGCUGGAAACCACUGGAUCUGGACGAUAGUACAAUGGUUGAUGAGCCUGAAACCAACAGAGAUUUCAUCGCUUCGUUGGCGAACCUGGCUCUUACCAAGCAUAACGCAGACAGAGGAACAAGCUUGGAACUGGGAAAGGUUUUGAUUGCCAACUUUCAUCUAUCUUGUGGAUUGACUUUCUACAUCUCAUUUCAAGUCAAUGAUCCUUCAGAUGGUAAUCAGACGAAACCCUACCGAGCUGUGGUUCGCUACUUCCCUGGAGACAUUGAAGUUGUCUCUUGCAAUCCCAAAGAUUGAUGGAUUCUCUGAGAGAGAGAGAGCGUUUGUAGCAAUCCACCUGCUUGUUUCUGAUAUCAUCACCUAUGUAUCAUCUAUCUAUCUAUGGUCUUAUCUAAGAAACUGCUAGCUCUUUUCUUGUUUAUGUUUUCAACUUGUUUGCUUUGUGUUGAUGUUUAAGUGGAUUUGAUGAUUAAUAUAAUAUUGGUACUGUAGUAGUUAUAUAUA
Brassica oleracea var. oleracea is the source of this 810-nucleotide messenger RNA. RefSeq lists its product as uncharacterized. The coding region runs from base 118 to 603 and encodes 161 amino acids. NCBI's taxonomy places the organism in Eukaryota, Viridiplantae, Streptophyta, Magnoliopsida, Brassicales, Brassicaceae. The transcript is spliced from 3 exons. The record is from RefSeq and is a predicted model, not a curated record.